GGCAAUUUUGCAAGGACAAGCGACAUUACUUCAAGAAAUCCUUCUCUUCCCUCAUCCAACACCCUUCUCUGCACAAGAAAUAAUGGGUAAAUUCUUGACUGCGAUGACUCACCUUCAUACUCUUGCCGGGCCAUCGGUGAUGUUGCUCUAUCCUCUAUAUGCAUCAGUAGUGGCUAUAGAGAGCAAAUCGAAGUUGGAUGAUCAGCAAUGGCUAGCAUACUGGAUUCUCUACUCUUUUCUCACUCUCAUGGAGAUGGUUCUUCAACCUGCUCUUGAAUGGAUACCUAUUUGGUAUGAUGUGAAGCUAGCAAUGGUGGCAUGGCUGGUUCUUCCCCAGUUCAGAGGAGCUGCAUUUAUUUAUGAAAAAUUUGUUAGGGAAAAGCUCAUCAACAGAUAUGGAGCUCGAUAUUUCAGAGAGAAAUCUCCCCCUCUUGCCAAGGUGAAUUUGAAACACAGUGAGGACUGACUACUGAGGAGGCGAAUUUAUGUGGAACCGUUGUGCGCUCGUUUUGUAAUCAGCGAAAAACACUGUAUUUCAUCUGUAAUAUCAAAAUAGGAAUUGAUGAAAGAUAAUGUGGAUUUUGUAUCCUGACUUUUAAAGUUUGUAAUAAUCUGUUUGCUUGUCGA
Messenger RNA from Lycium ferocissimum, 627 nucleotides. RefSeq names its product HVA22-like protein e. The record is from RefSeq and is a predicted model, not a curated record. The coding region runs from base 83 to 466 and encodes 127 amino acids. Lineage: Eukaryota; Viridiplantae; Streptophyta; Magnoliopsida; Solanales; Solanaceae. The transcript is spliced from 6 exons.